Carica papaya (papaya) is the source of this 3775-nucleotide messenger RNA. NCBI's taxonomy places the organism in Eukaryota, Viridiplantae, Streptophyta, Magnoliopsida, Brassicales, Caricaceae. The record is from RefSeq and is a predicted model, not a curated record.
UCCUUUCAUGGAACUAAGAAGAACCAGUGAAGGGCAACCGAUGGAGGCCCUUGAUGAUCCAAAAGUAAUGGAAACUGAACAUGGAGACUCUCGUAGACGAAAAUUGGAGAAUUUGAGAGCUACGAUGAUCCAGCUUGCACGUUCAAAUCCUUCUAUACCGUGCAAUAUGAAGCUCAUUCAAGAAAACCUCUCGAGGCUUCCUUUGUCUCACAUUCCCGACCACCCAACAUAUGCUGCUAUGAUAUGGAGGGCGAUUUCCGAGUUGAAUGAGGAUGGAGGAUCCAGUGAGGAAGCAAUAUCAAGGUUCAUUGAGGCAGAGUAUAAGGAUUUACCUUGUGCUCAUGCAGGUCUAUUGCAUCAUCAUUUACAAAAUCUUGUUGACAAAGAAGAAAUAAUCCGUGCUUCUACGAGCUGUUAUAGGCUUCCUUCUGCAAAUACUAAUUCUCAUUGUAAGGUAAAGAAGGGGCACAAGCAAGUGAGAAGGCAUUCCAGGAGUAGGAAAAUUGGUAGACGCAAGAUUGAAGCAGAGAAGAAUUUACUAAUUGGAGUGGAGAAUAAAUCUGAAAGCAAAGAACAGAAUGUAGAAGCUUUACCUCAAUCUGAAGAUCUUGAGGAUGGCAAUCCAUUACAAAAAUCGGCAAUGGAAUUAAUUGAACCACAUAAGAAAGAAGUUAAUUGUGGACAAAGCCUGGUUGAAGAAAGGGAGGCUGGAGUUGUGACAGAGCAAAAUCAAGCAUGCAGAAGACAAGUUGAAGAGUUUGCUGGCCUAACACAAGGAGAAAGUAUAGAAAAUGAGCAAGAAGCAGAACGGACUGAAGAAGAGAACCCUACACAUGUGAAAGGAUUCAAGAGCUCUGAUGAACAAAGAAAAGCAGAAGAACAGAUGAAACAAAUCAAAGAACAAGACCAACUUAAACGGUCAGGUGAACAGAAUAAACAUGGGAUUAUGGAAAUGAAUGAAGAUAACUCUACACAUGAGAAAGGAUUCAGGAGCACCGAGGAACUAAGGAAAAUGGAAGAACAACAAAGUAAAGCAAUCAAGGAACAAGGCCAAGUUAAAUUGAUGGGUGAGCAUGUUGAAGAAAGCAGUGAAAGAAAUGAAACAGAAUGGGGAAAUAAAAUGAGUAGAAAAAGAUAUCAGACCCAAGAAAAACAAAAUCACCUGCAAAAUGGAUUGGAUAAACAGCAAGUUGGUGUACCAAAGAUGCACAGUAAAGAGCAGGAUCAAGCAGAAGAGAACCAUGAAGUAACUACGGUAGUAUUUUUGGAAGAAGAGGAAGGCAAUCUGAUUCAAGAGCUGCGUUAUGAAGAAAAAAAUUUGAGGGAAGAAAUUGAAAUUGAAGAUAAAAGUCAACCAGAAGAUCUACAAAUUAAAGAUUUUGAAGAACAAGUGCAAUCCUGGGAAAUGCAAAAUCAAGUGAUUGAACAGAACGAAAUGGAAGCUCAAAUUGAAAUAAGCAAACAGCAAAAAAGACUUCAGGAACAGCAACAGAAAUUAUACUCUGACAUUCUUGACCUUAGAAAAAUGCUAGAACAGUUUACCAACAAGCAAGAGGGAGAUGGAGCUGUUAUGGCUGGCCCUAGUUUGUCUCUCACAAGUCAGAGUCUUGAUUUUUCUGGUUCAUUACUCAUAUCAAAGGAAGGGUGCGUAGAAAUGUUGAAGAAGGCAAAUAAGAUUGGGGGACGGCUAAUUAAAAUUAUUGGCACUUUUAGCGAAGUUGAGGUGAGAGGUAAGCAGACAGAACUUUUCCAAGGGGAAUUAAUGCAAACAACAAGGCCUUGCAGGGAAUGGAAUCCCGUGAUGGGGUCUACCUCUGAAAUUCAAGAAGAGAAGCAAGGAGAGAUUAAUGGCCAGCAGAAGGCCGUCAGCUACCAGCUAAAACCAAUGGUAAGUUUUCUAGAUGCACAUACAGACCAAUCUCUGCACCAGCAGAAACAGAAUAUUAAGAUUCCAAAUCUGAAAAGGCCUCCAGAAGUUGAAAUAGCUAUAUUGGAGCAGUCACUUGGAAGACAGAAGCAGUCAGAUCUCUGUUGCGAUCCGCGGGAUACAUCCAUAUGCCAAUCAAAAUCUUUAUGUUUUCCCUCUGAUGUGCCUGAUAAAUCAUUGCUUGACAAGGGGAUGAAAAUGGAAAGGCAGCAAAGGAUUCAGGCAAUUAAAACAUUGGAGCAAAACAUUGGCGUCGGAAGAGAAAUGGCCCUCUCUGGGCCAGCAAUGCGGAAAACUUAUCAAAAUGUGUCACGCAGGAACUUGGAGCAACUUGAGACUGAGAAUCGACUAGAAAAUCUUGAAGGACAUCCAAAAGGAAAACCAGCGAAAGAUCAUAGCUGGGGCCUUAAGCUAUCUGAACUCGAGUCUGUUUCCACUAUUGCUACUGCUGAUCCUGAUUUGGUUCAUGCUUCGUUAAAACCGGAUCUUAAUCAUCAGCCGGAGCCUCUAACUUCUGAAAUGCUUUUGUUCGUUGGUAACCGGAAUGUGGAUGAUUCAUCUUGUCCAGUGGAACAACUAAGAUGCAAUUAUCAAGGAGAGCAGCUCACAUGCCAGCCAGAAACAACUUCGCUUGAUUCAAGCCCUGUUUCUGAGCAACUUCUUAUGGGUAUUCAAGUUCAGGAGAGUUCUGAAUGCCUUGAUCUUGCAGCAGUUGAGGAAUUUACUCAGAACCAGCAUGUGAAGGGACAACUGCAGCCUGAGGACCAAGACCCUUCCAGGCCUGAAUUGGCCUCCCACAAAACCAUGGCAGAAUCAUUUCAAUCCCUCCAUCAAAAUGAGCAGCAGGGGCAAUUGGGAUCUCAAGAUCAAGCAAAUGUUCUUAAAUUAAGGGGUGAUAUGGAUUGCUUUAUGGGGGAACCAUCUCCCUCAGAUCAUUGUUCUCAACAUGAGCAGCAGCAAUUGCAGCGUCGAGGCCGAGGGAGGCCUCCUAAACCAAAGAAAAAGACAGAUGUGACUAUGGAGGUAACCAUGCUCUCAGAUCAUCUGAAAAAUGAGCAGCAGGGGCAAUUGGGAUCUCAAGAUCAAGCAAAUGUUCUUAAAUUAAGGGGUGAUAUGGAUUGUGUUAUGGGGGAACCAUCGCCCUCAGAUCAGUUGUCUCAACAUAAGCAGCAGCAGUUGCAGCAUCGAGGCCGAGGGAGGCCUCCUAAACCAAAGAAAAAGACAGAUGUUACUAUGGAGGUAAACAUGCUCUCAGAUCAUCUGAAAAAUGAGCAGCAGCAUAAGAAAAGACAUCGAGGAAGGCCUUCUAAACUGAAACCAGUGGUAGGUACAAAUGUAGGUGUCUUGUCGAUUUCUCAGCGUCAUUUUUAUCUAGAAGAGAAGCAGCUGCAAGAUGAAAGUGAAGACAAUCCUUUGACACCAGAACAAGGUACAACGUCGAACGCGUCACUCUUCCUAUCAAGGAAGAUGCUCCAGCAAUUACCGGAAGAAAAAAUUUCAAACCUGGGGAGGAUUACAAAACCGAAAGCAGCUGCAUCUUUGGAGGAAUCAUUGGUUUUACAGAAUAUCCCGCUGACUCAACCUCCUGACUUAGUCCAGGGAAGGAUUACUAGGGCAAGAUCAGCUGCAACUGGAACUCCUGGGCGUUAUUGGCUGAAUGCUCAGAAGCAAUAGCAACGCAGCCUUGAAUUCAGUGACAAGAUAGACCUCUUAAAUGCAGUUUUGAUGUGUCAGUUAAUAUAAAAUUGUUGUUUGCCUUGUAAUUCAGCAUCAUAUGGAGUUUGUUACAAUUCUGUAAGGAAUUAGAUUAAGGAAGUGUUAUAAUGAGACUGUUACAUAGAUCUUUUA